Messenger RNA from Planococcus citri (citrus mealybug), 2144 nucleotides. RefSeq names its product vesicular glutamate transporter 2.2-like. Gene Ontology annotation, molecular function: transmembrane transporter activity. Gene Ontology annotation, cellular component: membrane. Lineage: Eukaryota; Metazoa; Arthropoda; Insecta; Hemiptera; Pseudococcidae. Gene Ontology annotation, biological process: monoatomic anion transport; transmembrane transport. The record is from RefSeq and is a predicted model, not a curated record. The transcript is spliced from 10 exons. The coding region runs from base 300 to 1760 and encodes 486 amino acids.
UUUCGUUGUAAUUACGCUGUCUUCUUAUCUCACUGAUGUGUUUACCCAUAGUGUAAUAAAAACCUUCUGAUAAAGAAGUUAUUUUCCAAAAUUCUUUUAGAAAUUAUACCGCAAAUUACCUUGAUUUAGGUAUAGCAUAUCAAGAGAUUUCACACGAAUGUUUUUUCAUUGCCAGUUGAAGUGUUUAGUUGGUUCAACUUGAACGUUGAAUACGGAUAGGUAGACUCGUCGUGAUGAACUUGAAUUAACGUUUUUCGAGAGUAUUGCCUUUAUUAUAUACGUAAUUACCCGCAUUAAGCAUGGAGAAAAAAAACGUCGUCGAUUUGCAUCUUUUACCGGACCAUCAGAAGGGAGCGAAAAUAUAUAGAGAUACCACAUCUCAAAUCGUUAACGAGACACCUUCAUUAUGGUUUUCGAAAAGAUUCCUAGUCGCGACUGUGUUAUUUUUAUGUUUCGUGAACUUCCAAGUAUUAAGAAAUAACAUCAACAUUAUUGUAGUCGAGAUGACAUCCAACAGAACGUACAAAGAGGGAAAUUCUACAUUCGUGAAGCCACCAGAUUUCAACUGGGAUCAGACGACAAUUGGAUUAAUCAUCAGUAUUCUGGCUUACGGAGGCUUAUUCUCAAUUUUUGGCGAUGUUGCAAUAAAUAAACUCGGAGGAUCGGUAACUUGCGCUUGGUGUAUGCUGAUUGCUGGUAUUAUGACCAUACUGCAUCCUGCUAUUUUGCAAAUUGAUUUCUCUUUAUUUUUGGCUUGUCGUUUUCUGACUGGAAUAUUCGAGAUGUUUUUCUAUGUCAGCACCUCCGACAUAUUCUCAAGAUGGUUUCCUAAAAAAGAAAGAUCUACUCUGAUAUCGUACAGUUUCAAUGGGACAAACAUAGGUGUAGCUGGAGUUUACCCAUUUUGCGGAUACCUGGCUUACAAAUGGGGUUGGCAAGUGGCAUUUUACAUCACAGGAAUUAUAUCUGUACUUUCGGCGAUACUCUGCUUGAUUUUGGUGAAAAAUCAGCCAUCUGAUGAUAAAUGGAUCUCGAAAAAAGAACUCGCUUACAUAUUAGAAGAAACUGAUCGUAGUACGAAGAUGAAAGUGAAUCAUCCUUUCUGGAGUAUUGUCACUUCGGGUCCAGUUUGGUCUUUGUGCAUCGUUACGUUCGUUUUCAUGUGGGUUGCAUCAGUUUUGAAUGCGUGUUUACCUUUGUACAUUAAAGAUUUGACUCAGAAAGAUACCGAUGAAAUUGGACUCAUAUCGUCGAUUCCAAACAUAGUUUUCUUAGUAUUAUUUCCAAUCAACGGAGCAUUAAUGGAUUAUUGGAAAAAUCACAGCAAUAUCACAGUGACUGGGGUACACAGAAUAAUAAUGAGCAUCGCGUUCUUUUUUGCAAGUGUCAUGUUCGUAGUUUCUGGGCUGACUUCUAAUGUCAACGCAACUUUAAUCUUUUUCGUACUCAUUCAAAUUCCAAUGUCGUUCCUGCCAAUUAUUAUACAAGUUCUUCCUAUCAAUUUGGCUCCUGAUCAUGUCAGUGUGGUUGCUGGUAUGUCUACAUGUGCAUUCUCACUAAGUGCCAUUGCAGCUCAAACCAUUACAGGUUAUAUGACCGAACAUCAUAGUGAGCAAGAAUGGAACAAUUGCUUCUAUUUGGCCGCUGUUAUUUCGGUUUUCGGUGCCAUCGUGUUCGUAUUAUGGGGUUCUAGUGAACUUCAACCUUGGGCUUCGAAGCCCCCGGCUAAAGAAGAACGUGUUCUAUAUGAGAUUAAUUGAAAAUCCAAGUAUAGGUACCUACCCAAGUGUUUUUGAUGUGAUUCAAGUGACAUAAGCUUACGUGUAAUACUCAUAAGACUCAAGAGGCUGUAAACGUUUUCAAUAAUCAUUGAAAAAUGUUUUUUUUUUACUCGUAUGUGUGUUGAAAAUUUUUGAAUUCAGACAUCAAUUUGACCUCUGAAUCGUGUUCAAUGAUUUUGAAACAGUUUGACGAUUUUCUAAAUGAGAAGAUCGAAAAGUGAGGGUUAAAUUUUGAACAAUUUUUAUCAUUAUUUUAAAUUACUCGUACGAUGUUUUUGUGCAACCUGAGCAAUGUUUUAUCAAUUUUUACAUUACCUGUGGAUACUUCCCUUUGCAAUUAAACUAUUUUUUUCAAGUUGGAAA